Molecule: messenger RNA, 1729 nt
Organism: Prorocentrum cordatum
Lineage: Eukaryota; Dinophyceae; Prorocentrales; Prorocentraceae
Source: the annotation of a GenBank genome assembly
CGCUCUCUCACUCACUCACUCCUUGCUCGCGUUGUUCCUCCCUCCCCCCCAAGGGCGGCGUCAGUGUGGGCCGGCAGGGAGAGCCCUCGAAGGCUUGAGCCUUCCCCACCAUACCCCGUGCCUGCGCGUGACGCCAUGGCGGCCGCUGCCGCGGCGCCACUCCCGUUGCGGACGGGGCGCGGCGGCCGCCGGGCUGCUGCUGCUCGGCAGCCUCGCCCCGGGGGCGGGCGGCGCGGCCCCGCACGCCUCGGCGCCGCCGGCUUGCGCCGCUGACGCAGAGGCCUCCAGGGCGCUGGUGGCGCCGGAGGGUGCGCCGUUUGAGCCGCGGGCGGAGCUGGACGAGACCUGGCACCGGAGGUGGGAGCUCCGGAACAAGGCGGACGUCGGCCAGCUGCGGGAGCUGUGCAGCGCGGGCCCGCUGGACGUGCUGUUGCUUGGCGACUCGAUCACCGAGAAAUGGCUGCGGCCCUCUUUGACAGAGCACCCGGACGGCCGCAUGGAGUACACGGAGGAGGAGCUGCUGGAGCUGGGCGGGGACCUGCAGGCCGCGUUCCCCUCGCGGCGCGUCGGGGUGGCCGCCGUGGGCGGGGACAGGAUCCUCGACCUGCUCUGGCGCCUCCGCGCGGGAGGCCUGGGCGAGGCCGUGAAGCUGUGCGCGCCAAAGGCCGUGCACGUCCUCAUCGGCACCAACGACCUCGGCAUGGGAAUUACCCCCGCGGACGCGGGCGAGUCCUACCGCCAGCUUGUGGGCGAGCUCGUCGCGAUGCGACCCGACGCCCAGCUGACGCUGCAGCUGGUUAUGCCGCGCUACUUCAAGGGCCGGGAGGACGUCCACCUCGCGGGGCCCGGGCCCCUCAUGAAGUGGAGCCCGAAGAGCCUGCAGUGGGUGGCGUGCCCAGACGCGCGUGAGGAGCAGAUGCCGCUCAGGGGGGACGGGUCCAAGUAUUGCGCCGUGAUGUUCCCGCCGGUGAGGGAGCUGAACAGGAUGAUCGCCCGCGUGGCUUCCGAGAUCGGAGCCUCCGGCCACGACGCCAGGAUCCUGGACUGCACCAGCUUCCUCACCGUCGGGGGUAGCAUCAGCAAGUCGCCGAGCUUCCUCGCGACGGUGGCGCCCGACUGCUUCACCAGCGAGGCGGAGGCCCGUGUGGAGCUGGGCGGCGUGGAGUUCAGGGCGGUCAGCUCGCGGUGCAUCCCCGGCCUGUUCUCGUGGUGUGACAUCACCGGCGAUCCCGUGGAGGACGCAGGAGAGAUGGACGUUGCCGAGCUGCAGCCCGGCGACCUGUGCCGCGUCGUGAGCGUCGUCGUGCGUGAGGGCGCCACCGAGCCGCCGCCCUACUUGAGUGAGGCGAAGCUCCUCGGGCUCAUGGAGGAGCACGGCAUCGGCACCGACGCGUCCAUGGCCCAGCACGUAGGCAACAUCUUGAAACGAGGGUACGUCUGGCUGGACCAGGAGACUCGCGAGCUCGUCCCUGCAGCCUUGGGGCUCGCACUGGUGUUCGCCUACACCAUGGUUGACCCGGGCCUCGUGCGUCCCACAGUGCGGUCGGCGAUCGAGAACGAGUGCGGAAACGUCGCCAAGGGCAAGGCACGAAAAGGGGAGGUGGUCGCGCGCGUGAUGCGAAUCUUCGAGCGCAAGUUUGACUAUCGCCCACGCUUCGCGUCCGCGUGUGCCGCCGCGAGAGCCGCGGAGACACAAACACGGAUUCGCGUCGCGUGCAUUAGCGACGGA